CCAACAGUAUUGCAGGUAGCUCAAUGGCGGCGACGCGAGCGUGCUUGCUCGCGCUCGUGGUGGCUCUUACGUUUGUCUUCAUGGAGGGCCGGAUGACGGCAGCGCCGUCGUCUGCCGGGAGUUUGGUGCAGCGGCGGCGGGAGGUGCGAAGCCUCCUCAGGCGGCUCAAUAAGCCUCCUGUCGCAAGCAUUCAGAGCUCGGAUGGUGAUGUCAUAGACUGUGUGCACAUCUCCAAACAGCCUGCAUUCGAUCAUCCUCUCCUCAAGAACCAUAAUAUUCAGAUGCGACCUUCUUACAACCCAAGAGGCAUGCAUCAUGACUCCAACAUCACAGCCCAUGCAAUCACCCAAAUAUGGCAUCAAAAUGGCACGUGCCCUGAGAACACCAUACCAAUCCGAAGGACCAAGGAGGAGGAUGUCCUGAGGGCCAAUUCUAUUAGGAGGUUUGGCAAGAAGAUGCCUAGGAGCAUCCCACACCUCAAUCCAACCAAUGACACUGACACACCCAAUGUAUUGAGGGGCCACCAGCAUGCCGUCGCCUCUGCACAAUACGAUAAGUGCUAUGGAACCAAAAGCACCUUCAAUUUGUGGAAACCAUGGAUUGCUAGGGGCAACGACUUUAGCUUAACCCAAUUUUGGAUCACUGGGGGUUCCUACAAUGGCAACAGCCUCAAUACCAUUGAAGUGGGAUGGCAGGUUUAUCCAAAUCUAUAUAGCGAUAGCAAUACGAGACUCUUCAUCUACUGGACUCGCGAUGCAUAUCAAACAACAGGAUGUUACAACCUACUAUGCUCAGGCUUUAUCCAAACAAGCAAUCAGAUCACAAUUGGCGGCAGUAUCUCCCCAAUUUCCACCUAUGGUGGCACACAAUAUGACAUCGAUAUUUUAGUUUGGAAGGACCGAGCGGGGGGCAAUUGGUGGCUGCAAGUGGGAGGUGAUUAUGUGGGGUAUUGGCCAUCAUCCAUCUUCUCCUACUUGGAAGAUAGUGCUUCUACCAUCAUGUGGGGCGGUGAGGUAUUUUCACCCGAUGCCGGCCAAACUUCCACACAUAUGGGUAGUGGACACUUCCCGAAUGAAGGGUUCGGUAAGGCGAGUCACAUCAAGAACAUUCAAGUGGUAGAUUCGUCCAACUGUCUCAAUCCCCCAAGUAAUGUGGGCUUGAUAACCGAGCAGAACAACUGUUAUAAUGUGCAAAGUGACACCUAUGGCGACUGGGGCACUUACAUCUACUAUGGUGGCCCUGGCAGUAACCAUAAUUGCCCAUGACGGGUUCCAGUUUAGUAAUAUAAUGCUUAUUGCAUUACUUGUGGCCCAAUAUGCAUUGCUAGGGUCAGUACUACUGCAAAAAUAUGUGUUUUCAAUUAUGUUGUAAUGCUCACCUGUUGUGUGUAUGGCCGCAUUAAUAAGAGGCGUGAUCAAGCAUUAUAAGCUCACAACAUAUGUAUUCAUAUUUCACCGCAUGAUUGGAAAUAUAUGGA
Molecule: messenger RNA, 1477 nt
Organism: Triticum dicoccoides
Lineage: Eukaryota; Viridiplantae; Streptophyta; Magnoliopsida; Poales; Poaceae
Exons: 7
Coding region: 24-1265 (413 amino acids)
Source: RefSeq, a predicted model, not a curated record